UUGGCCAUGGCGCUGACCAAUACUGUCACCGGCAACAGGUAAUGGAGUCGCCUUUAAAGCCCAAUUUGUAAGUCGCGGACAUUUAAUAUUCCCUUAAUCCAUGGAGCACAAGGCCGCUAAACGUUCGCGUUCGAUUGACGGCCACGACGAUGACGCCAACAACAAUCCCAUACAGAGGAAGGUCUGGGUCAGCCAGAAGAUGAGCGACGCCCGCGACCCCGCAAAGAUGCGGGAGGUUCAUGAGAGAACAACCAAGAUGCUCUUCGAGGGUGCUGCCGCUAACCAGGAACGUCCUGAGGAACAUACUGCCUUGCACGAGCACUACUUCCUGCUCGGCGACGGGAGCAUUCUGCUGCGCGACAUGCGUCCGGACUCCGAGAAUCCGGCCCUGGAGCGCCGCAAGUCGCGCUGCUGCCAGCGCCAAACACUCAUUCACGGCACUUGCAUCAACUGCGACAUGGACCUCUGCGAGGAGUGCGGUUAUUCGUGCUCCGAGUGCAGCGAGUUUAUUUGCCGCAGCUGUGUCACCGUAUUUGAUGACUGCCCGGAGAGUCCACUCUGCGAACGCUGCCAGAUGUUCCAUACCUGAGGGGGCUUCCCAGUCUACAGCCAAAUAACUCGCUGUGUUCAUUAGAAUUUAAGGCUUUUGGUCUCAUUUUCUUCCACAUUUGUAUUUUUAGAAUAA
This is a messenger RNA of Drosophila serrata, 685 nucleotides long. RefSeq lists its product as uncharacterized. Gene Ontology annotation, molecular function: CD27 receptor binding. Lineage: Eukaryota; Metazoa; Arthropoda; Insecta; Diptera; Drosophilidae. The record is from RefSeq and is a predicted model, not a curated record. Gene Ontology annotation, biological process: extrinsic apoptotic signaling pathway.